This is a messenger RNA of Hydractinia symbiolongicarpus, 3000 nucleotides long. RefSeq names its product cytosolic carboxypeptidase 6-like. The transcript has a single exon. The record is from RefSeq and is a predicted model, not a curated record. Bases 947 to 2641 code for a protein of 564 amino acids. Gene Ontology annotation, biological process: proteolysis. Gene Ontology annotation, molecular function: zinc ion binding; metallocarboxypeptidase activity. Lineage: Eukaryota; Metazoa; Cnidaria; Hydrozoa; Anthoathecata; Hydractiniidae.
UUAACAGAGAACUUUUUCCAUAAUCUUAGGAAUGAUCUUCAGGCUGUCAAAUCCGACCUUAGCUAUCGCAAAUUCAUUUGGAUUCUCGCAACUACCACUUCAUGAGUCCUCCGAAUCUAGUUGGAUUCUCGUGGUUCUUAGCUUUCGCGAAUCCAAUUUAGUUUCUCAUAAAUUCCAUACGGGAAUCCAAUUUUUAUAGUUUCUUUCUCUAGUAUUAUUAUGAUAUGAAACACUUCAUUUUCUUUAUGUGAGUGGAAGAUCAUCACCAAAGCCGACUGGCUGACUGAAACUUGCCCUCAGGAAAUGCGCCUUUUUUGAUAUUUUGUGCUUUGAGAUUAAAGGCAAAGUACAGAAUCCAUGGUAACUAUAUAUACCUUACGGAAAUACCCUUUGAAUACAGGGGUCCUUGGAGAGACAUAGUAAACAUAUCAUUGAGACGAGACGUCGUUCAUGUAAUAAACUUUUGAAAAGAUGACAAUAAAAAAAAUCACAUGCAAAAAAAGUUGAAGUCGAUAACCAGACUCAUCCUAAUAAUUAGGUUCCCAAUGAUCUGGACGCAAGGGCCUGAUUCGUGAUGAUCAAUAAUCAUUCUGUAAAGUAUUCAAUUCCAAUAAAGUGAAAAUAAAAUGGUAACCAUCGGCAGCAAAUGGUUGAUCUUGGCAGCGAACAAAGUGUUUGUUCGUAGAUUCACCAAUAUUUGAAGAGUAGAAAUAGAGUAGAAGUAUUGUGACUAAUGUUAUUAAUUGUGUGAAUGUGAUUGGAUUUGCGGUAUCAGAGGUCACAAGAGUCAACGCGCAAAUCAAAUACGCGGAUUCGCAUUGGAUUUCACAGCCUGAUUUUAGUUCCAUAGCUGUGAAUCAUAAUGCAUUGCAAAGUGUUUAUAAUUGCCAUCUUUUCUGAUAUGUAUUAUUUUUAUUAAAGGAGAGAUAAUUUUAUAUAUAUAUAUAUGGUAUAUAUAUUAUAUUUCAUAUUAGGCCCAGUCUUGAAUUUCAUUUAUUAUCUUUUAGAAAAUGAAAUGGCAUCUAAAAGUUCAAAUGAUGAUGAUAGUUCAGUGUUUCAGAGUAAAAGUACAUUGUUCAAUUAUAAGAAUGAGACUGAAAGCCAUAAUGGUGCUACAGAGGAGAACCUUGUUGGUAAUGUGUCGAAAUUUAUUGCCUACCCACCUGAUAGUAGUGGAAAGGCUCAGCGGGGUUAUUUAAUGUUUCAUGCUUGUUUUCAAAGUGGAAAUUUGGGCCGUGUAGACUGUAUAUCUGAGUUUGAAUAUGAUUUAUUUAUUCGACCAGACACGUGUAAUCCAAGGUUUCGUGUUUGGUUUAAUUUUACAGUUCAAAAUGUACGAUCCGGACAAAAGGUUAUAUUUAACAUUAUUAAUUUCAGUAAGACAAAGAGUUUGUACAGAGAAGGUAUGAGUCCUUUGGUUAAAUCCACAAGUAGACCAAGGUGGCAACGAAUACCGGCAAAGAAUGUGUUUUACUACAAAUCUCCAGAGCACAAUAAAAAUUAUGUCAUGUCGUUUGCAUUUGCAUUUGAUAGGGAGGCUGAUGUUUACCAGUUCUCAUAUUGUUUUCCAUACUCAUAUAAUAAACUACAGCUGUAUCUUAAUGAUAUAGAAAACAUGAACCUUGAUUACAUAAAAAGGGACCAGUUAUGCUUAUCUGUGCAACAAAGGAAUGUUGAUCUUCUCACCAUAACAAGUCCAAAAAAUUUAAAAGGAGAUAAAAAGCGAAGAGUUGUGUUCUUUACUGCUAGGGUUCAUCCUGGCGAGUCCCCAGCCUCGUAUGUAUGUCAAGGAAUUAUAGAUUUCUUAAUAUCCAACCAUCCUGUAGCUCAAGUGUUGAGGGAACAUCUUGUAUUUAUGAUUGUGCCAAUGUUAAAUCCUGAUGGUGUCGUGCUUGGAAAUUACAGGUGUUCUUUAAUGGGUUUUGAUCUUAAUCGUUAUUGGUUAGAACCUUCUCCUUGGGCUCACCCAUCAAUUGUUGCUACAAAACAACUUCUACUGCAAAUGAAUUCUGAUCCCAUGGUCUCUUUAGAUUUUUGUAUCGAUAUUCAUGCCCAUUCUACAGCAAUGAAUGGAUUUAUGUAUGGAAAUGUAUACGAGGAUGAAGAACGUUUUGAGCAGCAUUCAACAUUUCCACGUUUGUUGUCGUGUAAUGCUGAUGAUUUUUCCUUCAGCAGUACUUCUUUUAAUAAAGAUGCGGUUAAAGCUGGCACAAGCAGAAGAACACUUGGUUUAUGUUUGUCAGAUCGUUGUAAUUGUUAUACAUUGGAGGUAUCCUUUUACAGCUAUUCCUCUGGUUGCUCCACAGCUGUUCCUUAUACAGAAGAAUCCUAUUUAAAGCUGGGAAGAAAUGUGGCACGCACAUUUGUUGAUUAUUAUAAACUAAAUAGUUUUGCAGCCCAAAAGCUUCGGAAAAACUUUCUUGGUUAUGAUAAGGUGAGAAGUAGAGUAAGCAAUGAAAAAAACGACCAUCAACAUUCUGAAACAAUUGAAAGUCAAUCAAGCAAUGAAGAAAGUUGUAGCCAGCGAAACAGUUGGAAAGUUCCCAAAAAGACAUUCUGCAUUAACGAUGAUCAUAUUUUGAACCAUCAUAAUUAUAUGUAUGGAAAAUUAAAACUGAAACACAGAAAUAGCAAAACCUAGUAUAUAAACAUGACCUACUGUAAACAUCAGCUUUCCAGCGCAACAGGUUAACAAGAUUGAGGAGGUUCAGUUACACUAGACUUUAGCCACUCUGAUUUUUUUAUGCCUUUUGUCUGGUUUGGAUGAUUUUAUCUAUGUAUGUAAUACAUACUUCAGAAACAAAAAGCAUUCAUUUUUAAUUUUAUUAAAAUGUAAAUUACAUUGUAGAUAUAGUUGUAAAUUUAAUAAAAUAGUUUUCUGUUCAUUUUUUAUUGUUUAUGUGAAUAUUUACAAUCCUUUUACUUAUUUUAGAAAUGCAAGAUUAGUGUAUGUUAGCGAAAUACCAGUUUAUCUUAAUAAGUACAUAUUCACAAAAACCA